AACGCCGAAAGGGACAACUUUCCUAGGCCGGUGCCAGGGGAGCCGGAGCUGCCUCACAGAGGCGCGGGGGGCGGAGACAGGGCGGCUGCAGGCCCGGAACCAGCAGGGCUGGCCCGGACGGGGAGGAGAGCGCUGGCCAUGGCGGCGCCCGCAGCGCUGCAGCGGAGCGUGGUGUCCCCCGCGGGCAGGCACUCCGCCUCCCUCAUCUUCUUGCACGGCUCAGGUGAUACUGGCCAAGGAGCAAGAGCAUGGAUAAAACAAAUUUUGAAUCAAGACAUGGCAUUUCAACAUAUAAAAGUAAUUUACCCAACGGCUCCUGCCAGGCCAUAUACACCUAUGAAAGGAGCCUUUUCCAAUGUGUGGUUUGACAGGUAUAAGAUCUGUAAUGACUGUCCUGAACACAUUGAAAGCAUUGAUUCUAUGUGCCGGGGCCUUACAGACCUGAUCAAUGAUGAGGUUAAGAAUGGCAUUGCCAAAAACAGGAUACUCAUAGGAGGCUUUUCAAUGGGAGGUGGAAUGGCAAUGCAUUUGGCAUAUAGGUUUCAUCAGGAUCUGGCAGGAGUCUUUGCCUUGUCUAGUUUUCUCAAUAAAGACUCUGCUGUUUACCAGGCUUUGAAAAGCAAUGAAAGUGCUCUUCCAGAAUUAUUUCAGUGCCAUGGAACUGCUGAUGAACUAGUUCUCUACUCAUGGGGUGAAGAGACCAACAAGAUGUUAAAGUCUCUGGGAGUAUCAGCAUCACUUCAUACUUUUCCAAACCUCAAUCAUGAGCUGAACAGAACUGAAAUAGAAAAAUUAAAGUCCUGGAUUGUAAAGAAAUUGCCUGUUGAAGCACCAAAGGCAAAUGAAUAAAUGAAGAUCCAGCCUCA
Poecile atricapillus (Black-capped chickadee) is the source of this 866-nucleotide messenger RNA. RefSeq names its product lysophospholipase like 1 (gene LYPLAL1). Gene Ontology annotation, cellular component: cytoplasm. Gene Ontology annotation, molecular function: carboxylic ester hydrolase activity; palmitoyl-(protein) hydrolase activity. Gene Ontology annotation, biological process: protein depalmitoylation. The transcript has 5 exons. The record is from RefSeq and is a predicted model, not a curated record. Lineage: Eukaryota; Metazoa; Chordata; Aves; Passeriformes; Paridae. Bases 139 to 849 code for a protein of 236 amino acids.